Molecule: messenger RNA, 877 nt
Organism: Calidris pugnax (ruff)
Lineage: Eukaryota; Metazoa; Chordata; Aves; Charadriiformes; Scolopacidae
Product: butyrophilin-like protein 9
Exons: 5
Coding region: 30-830 (266 amino acids)
Source: RefSeq, a predicted model, not a curated record
AUUUUGAGGUCACCUCUCCCAAGAAUGUAAUGGGAAUUGUUGGCCAGGACACAAUCCUUCCGUGCCACAUCUCUUCCACAAAGCCACUGGAGAACAUUGAAGUGCAAUGGAAGAAGAUCACAGAUGGGCGUAUAGAGGACAUCCACAUAUACAGUCCGUUUGAUGGCAAAUCAACACAGAAAUACCCUGGGCGGACAUCAUUGACAGCAGAUGGAUUUGCCACCGGCAAUGUGUCCCUAACAUUGAAGAACGUCCAGCCAGCAGAUGAAGGAACAUACGGCUGCCUCGUAAAGUCCAGGGACUGGAGCGCUGAUGCGGCCACCGUGCUCAGCAUUGCAGGUACCGGUGAAGUUUUCAUUGAGAUACUGGGCCCCCAAGGGCACGGGCUUGAGCUCGCCUGCAGAUCACAUGGAUGGUUCCCCAAACCUACUGUCCGGUGGGUUUCUCAGAAUAAGCACAGCCUGAAUCCGGACACUGAAAUAAAUAAGGACAGCCACCAAUUCUUCAGUGUGCUGAGUCGAGUGGUGGUUACAGGAGAGGAAGUGGGAAAAGUCACCUGUCAAAUCCUGAACCCCCUGGUGCAGACCGAGAAGAAAACUACUGUCUACCUCUCAAGUGCUGUUUUUCCACGUGCGUCUCCAUGGGUCCCUGCCUUCUGGAUACUCUUCACUUUAUUUCUUCUCACAUUGGCUGCUGGUGCUUUUCUGGUCUUUAGAGCAAAACAGAGGGCUUCUAAGAGAAAGUCCAGUGAAGAAACGGGUUUACAGGAGCAAGAACUUGAGAAGAAACAUACGGAUGGAGGUACAGUAAAAGGAAUCUUUCUGUUUUGAGAAAGUCCCACUUGGGUUUUCCGAAGCACAUGCAGCCAUCAGCAUGU